Molecule: messenger RNA, 858 nt
Organism: Helianthus annuus (common sunflower)
Lineage: Eukaryota; Viridiplantae; Streptophyta; Magnoliopsida; Asterales; Asteraceae
Exons: 3
Coding region: 1-858 (285 amino acids)
Molecular function (GO): catalytic activity
Source: RefSeq, a predicted model, not a curated record
AUGGAUGGGGUGGAUUUGAGUAGGUAUUGGGGUAAUGAUAACUUUGGUUUGGAUUGGGUUGAAGCGACUGGGAGAUCGAGCGGUUUAGUUUCGUUAUGGGAUAAUAAGAAGUUUGAUAUGAUUUCGGUGCUUCUUGGGAGUGUUAAUGGUAUGGUGAUAGUUGGAGGUGAUUUCAACUGUGUUCGUGACAAAGAGGAGCGUCGAAACUCUAAAUUUAAUUUGGCUAUGACUAAUGAUUUUAAUGAAUUCUUGGAAGAGGCGGGCUUACAUGAGUUUAAUUUACGAGGACGCAAAUUCACUUAUGUGGUUGGAAAUAAGUGUAGCCGAAUUGAUCGGAUUUUUGUUUCUUGGUGUGUUAUGUCCGAAUGGUCGAAUGCUGAGUACCGAGCCUUAGCUAGAGAUUGUUCGGAUCACAGUCCGCUUAUCUUGAAGGUGGAGGAUCGUAAUUACGGUCCUAAACCGUUCAAGUUUUUUAAUUCUUGGUUGCAACGUAAAGAAUUUGAUGAGCUUGUCACUAAUACUUCGAUUUUGGUCUCAAAAGAAAAAUCGAUUAAGGAUGAAGCUGCUGAAUAUACGACACUAGCUCAAGACUUGGCUGAUUUGGAUGAAGUUGUAGAGGAUCGGGAUUUUACGGAAGCGGAACAAUGGGUUUACGAGGAAGCUAAAGUUAGAAUUAAAGAGUUGGAAGACUUUAAACAAAAAGACAUUAGACAAAAAUCGAGGGUGAGAUGGGCAAAGGAAGGGGACGAGAAUACUCGAUAUUUUCAUGGCAUCAUCAAUAAGCGCAAAGUGUCUAAUUCUAUCCCGGGGUUAUUGAUUAAUGGAGAAUGGGUGACUGUUGGUGCAGUUGUCUGUUGA